GCUUGUCAAAAGGCGGCUGCCGAGCCGUGGGCGCCGGGAGCGCGGAACAGCUUGUCCACCCGCCAGCGGGACCAGAAGGCUUUGGGACUGAAGUGUCUGUGAGACCUCAUAGAAGAGCAUCUGGGGGCUCCACUUACCUGCCCCUGCUCCUUCAGGGAUGGAGGCAAUGGCGGCUAGCACUUCCCUGCCUGACCCUGGAGACUUUGACCGGAAUGUGCCCCGCAUCUGUGGAGUGUGUGGAGACCGAGCCACGGGCUUUCACUUCAAUGCUAUGACCUGUGAAGGCUGCAAAGGCUUCUUCAGGCGAAGCAUGAAGCGGAAGGCACUGUUCACCUGCCCCUUCAACGGGGACUGCCGCAUCACCAAGGACAACCGGCGCCACUGCCAGGCCUGCCGGCUCAAACGCUGUGUGGACAUCGGCAUGAUGAAGGAGUUUAUCCUGACAGAUGAGGAGGUGCAGAGGAAGCGGGAGAUGAUCCUGAAGCGGAAGGAGGAGGAGGCCUUGAAGGACAGUCUGCGGCCCAAGCUGUCCGAGGAGCAGCAGCACAUCAUCGCCGUCCUGCUGGAUGCCCACCAUAAGACCUAUGACCCCACCUACUCUGACUUCUGCCAGUUUCGGCCUCCGAUUCGUGUGAAUGAUGGUGUAGGGAGCUAUCCUUCCAGGACCAACUCGAGACAGACUCCUAGCUUCUCCGGGGACUCCUCCUCCUGCUGCUCAGAUCACUGUAUCACCUCUCCAGACAUGGAAUCAUCCAGCUUCUCCAACCUGGAUCUGAGUGAAGAAGAUUCAGAUGAUGGUUCUGUGACCCUGGACCUGUCCCAGCUCUCCAUGCUGCCCCAUCUGGCUGACCUGGUCAGUUACAGCAUCCAAAAGGUCAUUGGCUUUGCUAAGAUGAUCCCAGGAUUCAGAGACCUCACCUCUGAGGACCAGAUCGUGCUGCUGAAGUCAAGCGCCAUUGAGGUCAUCAUGCUGCGCUCCAAUGAGUCCUUCACCACAGACGACAUGUCCUGGACCUGCGGCAAACAAGACUACAAGUACCGCGUCAGUGACGUGACCAAAGCAGGAUACAACCUGGAGCUGAUUGAGCCCCUCCUCAAGUUCCAGGUAGGACUGAAGAAGUUGAACUUGCAUGAGGAGGAGCACGUCCUGCUCAUGGCCAUCUGCAUCGUUUCCCCAGAUCGUCCCGGGGUGCAGGAUGCUGCCCUAAUUGAGGCCAUCCAGGACCGCCUGUCCAACACGCUACAGACCUAUAUCCGCUGCCGCCACCCGCCCCCAGGCAGCCACCUGCUCUAUGCCAAGAUGAUCCAGAAGCUGGCCGACCUGCGCAGCCUCAACGAGGAGCACUCCAAGCAGUACCGCUGUCUCUCCUUCCAGCCCGAGUGCAGCAUGAAGCUCACGCCCCUUGUGCUGGAGGUGUUCGGCAGCGAGAUCUCCUGACUAGGGCAGCGGCAGUGCUGCCUGGGUGGGGCCACUCCUCCAGGGCCACGUGCUGGGCCCGGGACUGGCAACUCCUCAGCAGCCCUCCUCACCCCGUCUGGGGUUCAGCCGCACCUCGGGCACCGCCCCUGUCCACCCGGCCCAUUCUCUCUCCUGUCCAACCCAACCCCUUUCCUGCAGGCCUUUCGCUGGUCCCUUGAGACCUCAGCCAUGAGCAGUUGUUGUCUAUUUGACAAAGAAACUCAAGUAGGGGCAGAGGACAGAGGCUGGAAGCAGGGCCUUGCCCAGAGACGCCCUCACCCCUGCGUGAGUGGCUGCUGACUGGUGUCGAGGGAACAGGCAGGAGAAAUGCAUCCAUUCCUCAGGGACACAGACACCUUCCCCUACUCCAGGCCCUGGCCUCCAGAGCCUAGUGGGAUCUCCCUCUCCUGCCUACUCAUGAUAAAUAAUCGACCCACAGCUCCCACCCACCCUAGCCUUCAGUGCCCACUGUCGUCCCAUUGCCCUGGUUAUACUCUCAUGGGCAGUAGCUGUGGUGAGGUGGGCUUUCUUCCCAUUACUGGAGCCCCAGGCACAAACCCACCAGCUGAGAGAACCAAGGAGGAAAAACAGACAAAAGCAGCCUCACAGGAGAAUAGUGAUGGUGGCCACCACUGUCCCUGUCACUGAGCCACGGUUCCGUGGCCUGGAUCUCAGGGGUUGGCUGACGUGGGGGUCCUCCUUCCACGGAUCCACGUAGCCGGACUGAAUUGUCCCAGCUUGCAGAGAAGCACCUGCCAUCCUCGUCCUCCCCCUGCCAGUGCCUUACCUCCCACCAGGAGGGCCAACCCUCCCCUCCUCCUUGGCUGUUCCCCCCACCCCCUCCCCAUUCCCAGUCCGGAGAAGCAGUGAGCCGCAUCUUCUCCACCUGGCAGAGUGGGAAGGAAGAGAAGAGCUGUCAGACCCCAGUGGGUGAAUCAUGCUCUCCGCCUGGAUGUGGUUCCAAGGCCACUGGCAGCCCCCAGGACCAGGAGCUAGUGCUCCCACACCCCAGGCUAUGAGAAAGGAGAGCGGGGCAGCCUCUGGUGGCUAGUCACAGAAAGCGUUUGGGGGUUCCGUGAUGUAGGGCAGGGUCCCUUCAUAGUCUCGCUCCAUGGUUGCGGUGAGCCGAGAUCGCGCCAUUGCACUCCAGCCUGGGUAACAAGAG
Saimiri boliviensis boliviensis (Bolivian squirrel monkey) is the source of this 2624-nucleotide messenger RNA. RefSeq names its product vitamin D receptor (gene VDR). Gene Ontology annotation, biological process: negative regulation of transcription by RNA polymerase II; multicellular organism development; positive regulation of transcription by RNA polymerase II. Gene Ontology annotation, cellular component: nucleus. The record is from RefSeq and is a predicted model, not a curated record. NCBI's taxonomy places the organism in Eukaryota, Metazoa, Chordata, Mammalia, Primates, Cebidae. Gene Ontology annotation, molecular function: vitamin D response element binding; zinc ion binding; nuclear receptor activity.